Messenger RNA from Knipowitschia caucasica, 1674 nucleotides. The record is from the annotation of a GenBank genome assembly. NCBI's taxonomy places the organism in Eukaryota, Metazoa, Chordata, Actinopteri, Gobiiformes, Gobiidae.
AUGCCCAGCCAGCGUCUGCGCGUACGUAUACUGCAGGAACAGGACGCGUCAGAGCUGCGGAGAGAGGGGAUGCGGAGCGUGGAGGAGAGGAGCGAGAGAGGAGCGAGAGAGAGGAGGGAAAGAACCAAGAUGCAGAGAAGACUCAUCACUCAACAGGCGCUGGACAUGAUCCUGAGUGAGGUGGACCCCAUAGACUCGGACGGAGAGGAGCUCCACCUGCAGCUGUCCUCGGACUCCGACUCUGAGCUCUCUUCAGAUGAGGAACCUGCUCCUCAGCCAAAAAAGAGAGCUCGAUUUGGUACUGAAGAGACUGAGACAGCGAAAGAUGGCACGGUGUGGCACGAAGAGCAGCUGGGGAAGCCGCUGGAUUUCACUCCAAUAGAAGCUUAUGCUGCAGAUGGAGAGCCAACGGCUAAGGCCAAAAGUAAUAUUGCAAGUCGCCUUCAGAGCUUUCUGUGUUUCAUUACUCCUGAAAUGCUUCGUACCAUUCAACGAUGGACCACUCAACACGCAACGCAAACGGAGCACAGCGAUUGGUUCAUGGACCUUGCAGAACUAAUGGCAUUUAUAGCAAUUGUCAUUUUGCGUGGUCUCACUAAAAGGCCAUCUCUCCGGGACUGCUGGUCUGCACACCUGGGAAACCCACAUAUCAUUGGAAUCAUGUCCCGAAACCGCUUCCAAAACAUCAUGCAACACCUGCGCUUCGACGACAAGUUCACCCGCGAAGACCGGGCAAAGACUGAUACGUUUGCUGCAAUGUCUGAUGUGUGGGGAUCGUUUGUCACCAACUGCAGCACUUUGUACAAUCCCGGUCGACACAUCACCGUUGGGGAACAGCUUUUCCCAUCAAAGACCCGCUGCUGUUUCCUGCAGUACAUCGCUACUAAACCUGACAAGUUUGGGAUCAAGUUUUGGGUGGCCUGCGACUUGAAAUCCAAGUACAUUUGCAACGUCCUCCCAUGUCUUGGCAAGAACUCCAGUCGUUCCAGCGGUGAGUCUGAAACUGUUGUGAUGAGGCUGAUGAAACCAUUCCUGGACAAGGGCAGGAAUGUGACCACGGACAAUAUCUUUACAUCACUACCACUUGCACAACGACUGCUUGAACGGAAAACUACCAUCCUCGGCGCAGUCAACAAGAAUCGCCGGGAAAUUCCUCAAUCCACAAAACGUAUGGACCGCAAAGAAUUCACCACUGAGUUGUUUUCGACCGCGGGAGCGACGAUCACAGUGUACGCUCCCAAACGGAAGAAGGCUGUCUACGUUCUCAGCAGCAUGCACAGCCUCGUUCAGACGGAAGAUACCACCAAAAGGAAGCCAAACACUGUCACCCUGUACAACACCACGAAGCGCGGCGUGGAUGAGAUGGAGCAGAUGCUGCGGGAGUACAGCGUCCGCUCAGGAACACGCCGCUGGCCGGUCGCCGUGUUCUAUAACAUGAUCGAUAUGGCAGCACUGAACGCACAUGUUCUUUAUCAAGCAUGCACCGGGAAGCAGGAGAGACGGGUGAAGUUUCUGGUGGAGCUUGCAAGAGAAUUGGCUCACUGUCACGUUGCUGCGAAGAAGGAACAAAGGGAAGAAAUGCUUCGGAAACAGCCGUCCACACCCGGAACGAGAGCCCUGUGUCAGGUCCGAGUGCAACAGGCGGUGGUGGGAAGUGUGGAAGCUGGAGCAUGA